This is a messenger RNA of Salmo salar (Atlantic salmon), 2502 nucleotides long. It is a transcript of the gene lcp2a, whose product is annotated as lymphocyte cytosolic protein 2a. The record is from RefSeq and is a predicted model, not a curated record. Lineage: Eukaryota; Metazoa; Chordata; Actinopteri; Salmoniformes; Salmonidae. Gene Ontology annotation, biological process: cell surface receptor protein tyrosine kinase signaling pathway; intracellular signal transduction.
UGAAUACUGGUCAGACUGCAAACUUCCUCGACAAAGGGCCAGACAGAGCAUUGCCAAGGGCGUAGCAGCAAGAUACAAGGAGCCAUUUUCUGACAGGCCUCGAAGUCGAACAUGGCUGUGGAUAUGACUGCACCGUAACAGAGGAGGUGUUGCAGCCAAUUGUCUUUCAAAGGAUUUUGUAUUUCAUUUAUAUCCAGAAGAAGAGAAGGGAACAAUGAGUUUUGACCGAGUGCCAUCCAAGUCAGUGGUAAUGGACUGGAAUCCACACCAAUUGGCAGACUACAUGAAGAAGUUGAAUUUAAGUGGCUGCGAUAAAGUCAUUAUGAAAUGUAGCAUAAAUGGACAAAGGUUCUUGAACAUGACUGAAAAUGACCAUCAGAAAUUCCCCAAAAUCCAUGCGCCACUCAUCUCCAAAAUCUGCAGUGAAAUCAACAGGAAAGAAGAAAAAAGGAGAUUCUUUACUAAAAGAACUGCAGCACCAAAAUACGAACCAGCUAUGCCGCAAGAGGAUCAGCCCUGGGGACCGGAUGAAUUUGAUGAGGGAAGUGACGAAGACUAUGAGAAUCCAGAUGCUGAGGAAGAUGACGGCAGUGGGGGAGAUUACGAGUCACCAACAGAGGAUGUUGGACAUGAGGACAGUGACAACGGCUAUGAGUCACCUCCGUCUGAGGCGCCUGAAGAGAUUCCCCAUCAGCUCCGUGCUGCCAAGUCCAUGGCUGACGGGGAAUAUAUUGAUAGUGCACCGCACCGCAAUACAGCUAGAAGCCAUCCUCCUCCAACAACUCAACGACCUGGGGCUGGUCCUCCAAUCCCCUCUGCCAGUCACCCUAGUCUACUGCAGCCUCCCCCACCCAGAAGAGAGCAAUCUCCCCAGCACCCUGGCAGAAUACCUGGCAAGUUGCCUGCUACUUCCUCAAAUGCAGCCCCUGCUCCACCAGUUGACCGCAGAAGAAAGCCCACCAAACUGGAUCGCACAAGACUUGAUGAAUCUCCAAUACCAGCAACGAAGUUAAACACAACUAACAGGCCUGCUCCACAUUCAUGGAGGCCUCAGGCAGAAGAGAGGGGUCCAGACCCUCCCAGAAUGCCCAAACCUCCCCUCCCUGUGUCAAGUAGUGUCAGCAGGAGCAGCUCGUCGGUCGGCAGAGCCCCGCUGAACAGCAACAGAUAUGUGCCUGAUGCAAGAAAUGAGGUACAAGAUGAUGUGCCCAUGCCCAAACCAUACAACUCCAACACAUUUCCCAGGCCAGGGCACCCUAGAGCAGUGCUCCCCGGACUAGCCUUACAUUCAGACGGCUUUCCUCCUAAUAUCGCUUCAACUGCAUCUCUACCUUCAAAACUGCAGGCACUGCAGGCAUCCAUCUCACCGAGGGGCAGUUCUAGGAUUGUGCCAGACAGACACAUUAUGCCCGCUCCGCCACCUAUGCAAGCUUCUAUCCCCCCACCGGCAGACCUAGAGGACGAACAGGACCUGAACCCUGAGUGGUACGUUGGCCAGGUGACACGGGGUCAAGCGGAGGGCUGUCUCAGACAGGUCAACAUGGACGGUACAUUUCUGGUACGGGACAGUUCGAAACGUUCGUCCAUUCAGCCCUAUACACUCAUGGUACUCUACCAGGACAAAGUUUACAACAUCCAGAUUCGCUGUGAACAGAAUGACUUUCUACUGGGGACUGGUCUGAAGGUCUCAGAGACCUUUCCGAUGGUGGCACACAUCAUUGCCCAUUACAGACAGAAACCGCUUCUGCUGAUUGAUGCUAAGAACCGUGGAUCAGGACAGCAGAGCCAGUGUCCCCUGAUCUACCCAGCAGGCGGAGCACUAGCACGUCUCUACCCAUCCUUUUAACAGGCAGCUGGGGGAGUGAUAACAACAACAUGGAGCAAUAGUCAAGAUUCACAGUGGUUUUAAAGGACUGCCACUAACAUUAUGGGUGGAAGGACUUAUGCAUCCUUUGAAUUGCAGUUCAAUGUCUUUUACAUGUAAGGUAAUUUCAUGUAAAGACAAGUGACUCUUGGAUGGAGAUGGUAGGUACGGUACAUCUCUGUCACCUGUUCACUGUAUGGACCUCAGAAAGAAAAGUCCAUAUACACAAUAAUAUUUGUAGUUUUUGUCUCAAUGUGUAUUUUUUAUUUCAAUAUUGAAAGCACAGAAGCUGAAAAUGUACAUGUGAGUAGUUAUGUAAAUGCUUGUGUUUGCUGUCUGUUAUUUCCCAGUUACAUGCAAUGGAAAGGUCUAUUUCCCAGUUACAUGCAAUGGAAAGGUCUAGAAUAGCAGCUAGCUCUGCAAUGAAUCAGAAGCAGCAUACAUUAUCCAAGUAAGGAAAUAGUGGCGUAGACAGUCAGUCACAACUGCUGAGCUAUUAUAAUAUGGAUUUUGUUUCAAUUUCCUGCAUUGUUUAAUGGUUAAAUGAAAACGAUAUUAUUCAAUCUCUCACACUGUAUGUUCUAUAACAUAGCUGUUAUCUAUGUUUCAAAUAAACUUUUGCAUUUUUUUAUUGGAAA